UAAAGCGGCCCCUCGCGCCGUCGCAAUGCUGCCGUGCGCCGCGGGAGCCAGGGGGCGUGGGGACAUGGUGGCCUUGCGGGCGGGGAAGAAGACCCUUCUCCCCCGUCUCUGCCGCGCCUUCGCCUGCCGCGGCUGUCAGCUCGCUCCGGAGCGCGGCGCCGAGCGCAGGGAUACGGCGCCCAGCGGGGUCUCAAGAUUCUGCCCUCCAAGAAAGUCUUGCCAUGAUUGGAUAGGACCCCCAGAUAAAUAUUCAAACCUUCGACCUGUUCACUUUUACAUACCUGAAAAUGAAUCUCCAUUGGAACAAAAGCUUAGAAAAUUAAGACAAGAAACACAAGAAUGGAAUCAACAGUUCUGGGCAAACCAGAAUUUGACUUUUAGUAAGGAAAAAGAAGAAUUUAUUCACUCAAGACUAAAAACUAAAGGCCUGGGCCUGAGAACUGAAUCAGAUGUCUGCUGCCAAAAAGUUGUUCUGAUAGAAAAUCCAAAAUCAUCGACCCCAAAAGCCAAGUCUGUCAUUGGGCUAAAGUGCCAUUCCUACUAAUCCUUUGCCUCACCUGAUUCAUUUGGAAUAAAGGGCCGGGAGCUUGAGUCACCCCCGUACCAGGACCUCUGUUGCUAUUUGCUGGCUGCUGGAGAGGUGGGGUCUUGCGGGCCCCGGAGAGGUGGGGUCUUGCGGGGCAGAGCUGGAGCAGAUGCUGCAUCCAGCAGUAAGCAUGAGAAUGAGCACUCACAGUUUUGGGUCCUGUGCUGGACACUGUGCAAGUCCUGUGCAUAUAUCACCUGUUGCAUUUCCCACAGUGACCCAAUGAAGUAGAUACUGUUAUCUUUACCAUUUUAUAGAUGAGCAACCUGAGGCUUCACCAGAAUUGCACAGUGAGAAUGUGGCGUGGCCUGGAUUCUCACGUCGGGAGUCGGAUUGCAAAGCCUUACUGGGCCUCGCCGCGCCCCAUGGCUGUCAGCGCAUUCCAUGCUGACCUGGCCGUGUAUGCGUGCGUGUGCGCGUGCACACAUGUGUGUGCGUACGUGCACGUGUGUACGUGUGUGCGCUUGUGUGCACACCACAUGUGCCGUGUCCAUAGGUCUGUCAUCAUACCAGGUAGGACUAGGUCGGCUCAUAGCUUGGAAGUGCUUUGGAGACAGCCACUCUCCUAACAGAUGGGAGAAGUUGUUUUGAUUCUUACUAAGGUCCCAGAAUCCUAUUGAUGGCUUUGCUGAGUAUUGAAAGGCUGGCCUUAAAUUAGGUUUGAAACUGAAUUUGGUAAUAGGACAGGAUGUGUUAAGGAAGGGAAACAUACAGGGAGCUGCCUGCUCUGGCAGCUGUUGAAAGUGAGCAGGCCACGGUGCCUGCAGUGGGAGUGGGGCAGCAGGCGUGUCACCUUGGGCCAGAGCACGUGUCUUGUACACGGUUGCACCAAUGCGUGAGGAUGUAGGUCCCCAAGAGCCAAGAGAAGGGGAGCUUUGUUGAAUACGUGAUAUUGGAGAAACCUUUGGCCCAAAAGAACAAAUUUAGAUUCGUUCUCCCUGCAAUACAAAUGUAUUCCAGUGGGUCAAAAUGUUAAUUAUUAUUAAUUUCUUUUUUUGUUUUUUUGAGUCAGGGUCUCACUCUGUCUCCCAGGCUGGAAUGCAGUGGCACCAUCACCAUCUAGGCUUACUGCAGCCUUGACCUCCUGGGCUCAAGUGAUCCUCCCACUUCAGCCUCCCAAGUAGCUAGGACUGCAGGUGCACGCCAGCACCACACCUGGCUAAUUUUUGUGUUUUUUGUAGAGACGGAGUUUUGCCGUGUUGCCCAGGCUGGUCUCAAACUCCUGAGCUCAAGCAGUCCACUUGCCUCAUCCUCCCAAAGUGCUGGGAUUAC
Messenger RNA from Gorilla gorilla gorilla (western lowland gorilla), 1858 nucleotides. RefSeq names its product cytochrome c oxidase assembly factor 8 (gene COA8). Gene Ontology annotation, biological process: intrinsic apoptotic signaling pathway. Lineage: Eukaryota; Metazoa; Chordata; Mammalia; Primates; Hominidae. The transcript has 4 exons. Bases 26 to 544 code for a protein of 172 amino acids. The record is from RefSeq and is a predicted model, not a curated record. Gene Ontology annotation, cellular component: mitochondrion.